GCAGUUUAUCGCCAUUAUUGUGACACAAGUGUGAUUCUGUACUUAUAAGACACACUUGUUCACAUGCAUGUUGUUGACUUUUGUGUCUCAUGGGGUUUGAGAAUAUAACCAGGAGUUACAGCUGAAAAUACUACAAUACCAAAGACGCUUCUACGCUUGGUGAAAGACCACAGUGGAGAGAGAUGACCUGCUUUCUGACAUGGAUCACUGCUACUGCAGUAUUGUCUACACUUGGCGUAACUGAGAUGUACUAUAAUUUCACCAUAAAUGGCAAUGCUAAAGGAUCUGCGUGUACACUGCCUUUUAUUUACCAUGGAAAAACUUACAACAAAUGUGUGGAAUUUUACCACAACACCUUUUGGUGCAGCACGACUAAUAACUAUGACAAAGAUAAGCAAUGGGGAGAAUGUGUUGAUGAAGAUCCUUGUAUCUUUCGUAAGAAUCUAUCUGACCCUUGGCGCAAUAUUGGCUUUAACUCUACCUCUUUUGCUGAGUGGCCAAUGAAUGAUCUUAAACUGCAGGAAGGAUGGUACCAGGUCUUUGGUAUUGGUGGAGACGUUUUAGAUGGCACUUGCUCAGCCAAUCAUAGUGGUACCAAUAUGUCCUAUUCAAUCACAUCAUGCAAACCAUCUCAGAGCUCAAAUCAGAACCUAUAUAACUGCAUGUUACUUUGUAGUACUAGUUCUGCAUGCUCUCUUACUAGACAAAUUGUAAACCGUGCAUCCUGUCAUGGAGGAUUCUUAUCUAUUAUCUCUUCCCAACUACUGGAAUUUUUUCUACAAGUCAUUCAUUCUGCAGUGCAUCUUCCUGUGGUGAGCAUGCGCAGUGUAAUCAUGAUGGCAGCUGUGUGUGUGACUCUGGACUGUUAA
Molecule: messenger RNA, 869 nt
Organism: Electrophorus electricus (electric eel)
Lineage: Eukaryota; Metazoa; Chordata; Actinopteri; Gymnotiformes; Gymnotidae
Source: RefSeq, a predicted model, not a curated record